UAGAGGGUACCAGGUUACAUAGUCCCCAGUGCUUGCACAUGCACCCAGCAUAUCUUCAGAGGAUGACUUGGCAGUGGAUUCUCCAGCACCUCCCUAGGGCAUGUUGGCCCCGAAUGUGAACCCCUUUAUACCAGUGGGGAGACUGAGGUCCAGAACAAGGGACUUGAGCCAGUGUCCAGACAGUGGCAGAAGCUAAGGCCAUUCGAUCUGGGGAGAACUCACUGAUCCCCAAUUCAGGGUGGAGUUGUGGACCUGCACAGGAAAGGCAGUCCAGUUUGCAGGCCUGGGCUGACCCUGAAGGGCCUCUGCUACCCAAGUGGCAUAGAAGCAGCUACAGCCCAGGGGAGGUGGGGACAGCAUGCUGUUCCCUCUGGGCUGUAAAGGGCACGGGGGACUCUGGCCUGUGGAGGCCGGAAAAUGUAUCGGGAAUCCCAGGAGGACGGCCCGACUGGGGCAAAAGCUCCAGCCUUCUGGGCAAGUGCUGAGAAAUGUGUGACCCAGAGGUACAGAGAGGAUUAGCAGGAGGUAGGAACUGCAGGUAGGGCCUGUUAUGUCAACCAUUGCAUGUGUCCAUACCAGGGCUGCAAGCCAAGCCCUAGACUCCAGCCCUGGGUCUGGCUUGGAGACGAGAACCUUAAAGCUCUCACUGCUCUUCCCCUCCCCCGCUCAGGUGUGACUCCAGACUGCCAGGGUGUUCACCACCUUUUGGCCACUACUGAGUGUGCCAGGAGGGCCGUGACAGGCCUUCACACCCCUUUUGUUGCAGGACGUGGAGACCACGUACUUCUGCAACACGUGCGGACAGCCCCUGUGCGCGCGCUGCCGCGAUGAGACGCACCGAGCACGCAUGUUCGCGCGCCACGACAUCGUGGCCCUGGGUCAGCGAAGCCGCGACGUGCCCCAGAAGUGCACGCUGCACGCAGAGCCCUACCUCCUGUUCUCCACCGACAAGAAGUUGCUGUUGUGCAUCCGUUGCUUCCGCGACAUGCAGGGGGAGAGCCGGGCGCACUGCGUGGACCUGGAAUCGGCUUACGUGCAGGGCUGCGAGCGGCUGGAGCAGGCGGUGCUGGUGAGCGCAGGGGUCUGGCGCGCGGGGGCGGGGGUGUGGGGCCGCGCGGCGGCGCUCGCGAGCCUGACCCCGCCCUGUCCCCAGGCCGUGAAGGCCCUGCAGACGGCCACGCGGGAGGCCAUCGCGCUGCUGCAGGCCAUGGUGGAGGAGGUGCGGCACAGCGCUGCCGAGGAGGAGAACGCUAUCCACGCCCUCUUCGGCAGCAUGCAGGAGAGGCUGGCAGAGAGGAAAGAAGUGCUGCUGCAGGCUGUGCAGAGCCAAUAUGAAGAGAAGAACAAGGCCUUCAAGGAGCAGCUCUCUCACUUGGCCACCUUGCUGCCCACCCUGCAGGUCCACCUGGUCAUCUGUUCCUCCUUCCUCAGCUUGGCCAACAAGGCUGAGUUCCUGGACCUGGGCUAUGAGCUGAUGGAGAGGCUGCAGGGCAUCGUCACACGGCCGUACCGCCUAAGGCCUGUGCGGAGCAGCAAGAUUGCCAGUGACCACCGAGCUGAGUUUGCACGCUGCCUGGAGCCGCUGCUGCUGCUGGGGACACGUCGGGUGGCAGCUGCUGCAAGUGGUGCUAACACGCUGGCAGGGGGCUUAGGCCCCAAGGUGCUGAUGGGGCCCCACUGCCCCUCCCCAGUAGGAAAGAUGUCCGGGUCACCCGUCCAAAAGCCUACGCUGCACCGGUCCAUCAGCACCAAGGUGCUGCUGGCAGAGGGCAAGAACACGCCCUUCACAGAGCACUGCCGCCACUAUGAGGACUCCUACAGGCAUCUGCAGGCGGAGAUGCAGAGCCUAAAGGACCAGGUACAGGAGCUGCACCGAGACCUCACCAAGCACCACUCGCUCAUCAAGGCGGAGAUCAUGGGAGACGUCCUGAGCAAGUCCCUGCAACUGGACAUGCAGAUCGCCUCGGAGCACACCUCCUUAGAGGGCAUGAGGGUCAGUCUUCCAGGAGCUUUUCUCUUUCAGAUUUGGGAGGAAUCCUAUCAGCAAGUGGCUAAUGAGCAGGAGAUUUAUGAAGCCCAGCUCCAUGACCUUCUCCAGCUGAGGCAGGAGAAUGCCUACCUGACCACCAUCACCAAGCAGAUCACGCCCUACGUCCGCUCCAUUGCCAAGGUGAAGGAGCGGCUGGAGCCCAGGUUUCAGGCACCCGUGGAUGAGCAGUCAGAGUGUCUACAAAACACGCACGACGACAGCAGGAACAGCGCAGCCUCAGCCAGGAAUAACCCAGGAAGUGUCCCGGAAAAGAGAGAGAAGACGUCAGAGCCUAAAGGAAACAGCUGGGCUCCGAACGGCCUCUCGGAAGAGCCUCUACUCAAAAAUAAGGAUCAUCACAGAUCCAAACAGAAAAACAGGGGUGACAUCCCCACAUGGAGGGAACACCUGACUUAGCAAAUGGGACAGGUCCCCAGGAUCAGGCUCUUAGAGCAGGCACAAGACUGGGACACUGGUGAGAAGGUUGUUCCCAUGGUUUUUAAAAUUUUUUUUUUGAGACUGAGUUUCACUCUUUGUUGCCCAGGCUAGAGUGUAAUGGCGCAAUCUCAGCUCCCUGCAACCUCCGUCUCCUGGGUUCAAGCGA
Rhinopithecus roxellana (golden snub-nosed monkey) is the source of this 2633-nucleotide messenger RNA. It is a transcript of the gene RNF207, whose product is annotated as ring finger protein 207. Lineage: Eukaryota; Metazoa; Chordata; Mammalia; Primates; Cercopithecidae. The transcript has 15 exons. Gene Ontology annotation, biological process: regulation of heart looping; regulation of cardiac muscle contraction. Gene Ontology annotation, cellular component: perinuclear region of cytoplasm. The record is from RefSeq and is a predicted model, not a curated record. The coding region runs from base 848 to 2446 and encodes 532 amino acids. Gene Ontology annotation, molecular function: zinc ion binding; Hsp70 protein binding; transmembrane transporter binding.